UUGAUUAAUUCUGAAAAAUGAAUCCAAUGUCCAGAGAAGAAAUUAAUAUUAGACGACUUUUAACAAGAUGUGAAUUGAUGGCAAAAGAUGAUCCUCAUAAGGAUUGGAAACUUGAAAAGUACAUCCUUGCCUUGGAUGAUAUGAUAAAACAUUUACAAACAUUACCAAGCAAAUCAUCUAAAGAUACCAUGAUAGGAUACAUUAAGCGAACAGAUUUUUUGAAAGGAUUAGUAAAUACAACAAAACUUACAAAUCCAGUAGAUAGAGUUGUAGCUGUACAAAUGUUACCGAAAAGUUCUACAACAUUUAAUGAUUCAAUAGGUCCAAACAUAGCAACUCAAAUACAUCAAAAAACAUCAGCAAAAUAUAACAGAGAAUUACGAGCUGAAUUAUUUCAUAAUGAUAAAGGAGUGUUAGAGGAUGGUAUACGGCAAAGGUUAUCUUCCACAAAUAUGCAAGAUGAUGAUUUAGAUGCCUUAUUAAAGUAUAAUAGAAAUAUUCAGGAGAAAAUUGCAGAAAAUAUGCUUUCAAUGACUAGUAGCAUGAAAGAACAUGCUUUAGCAGCAAAUGCUAUUAUAAAAAAAGACAUUAGCUCGCUUGAAAGAUCUGACAAAUUAACUGAUGCUAAUACAGAUAAAUUAAAAACAGAAUCAUUAAAAUUGCAAGAGCAUACACAAUCGUAUUGGAGAUGUUGGAUGUGGGUAAUGAUAGCCUUUGUUUUAGUUGUAUUUUUUAAUAUGGUAUUAUUUAUGAAACUUGCCAAAAAGAAAAUUUAG
This is a messenger RNA of Habropoda laboriosa, 776 nucleotides long. It is a transcript of the gene Use1, whose product is annotated as vesicle transport protein USE1. Gene Ontology annotation, biological process: retrograde vesicle-mediated transport, Golgi to endoplasmic reticulum. The coding region runs from base 18 to 776 and encodes 252 amino acids. Gene Ontology annotation, cellular component: endoplasmic reticulum; SNARE complex. The record is from RefSeq and is a predicted model, not a curated record. Lineage: Eukaryota; Metazoa; Arthropoda; Insecta; Hymenoptera; Apidae. The transcript has 5 exons. Gene Ontology annotation, molecular function: SNAP receptor activity.